Drosophila takahashii is the source of this 1797-nucleotide messenger RNA. RefSeq lists its product as uncharacterized. NCBI's taxonomy places the organism in Eukaryota, Metazoa, Arthropoda, Insecta, Diptera, Drosophilidae. The record is from RefSeq and is a predicted model, not a curated record.
GGCCACUGUCCUUCACCACCACUAUCCUUGCGCCCUCGCGCUACUUUAUUGUCUUGCCAAAAGAAAUAGACUUUUAAUAUACUUGGCCAUUCAGAGCACAAAACACUGGAGAGCUCCCAGGGAAAACUCCCUUUUCCUUCCUAGCAAGAAACAACAACAAAAAGCUGGGAAAAACAGAGCAAAAACGACAAGUGUCUGGGAGUGUGGAAAUAUUAGGCGAUUUUGCCAGUUCAUUGACUUGCCACAACAAUAGUUUGAAGUUUGUCUGCCAAAAUAUGAGAGUCCGCAUAAAAUGGAACCAAUCUCGGGAGGGCGGAGGGAAAAACAGAAGCUAAAAACUUUUUCACUUUAAUAGUUCGACCAAUUUGAGAGUGGCUAAAAGGCCGGGAUAAUGGCAGCUAAGGGAGUGCAAAUAAAAUCGCACUCCGAUUUAUUUGCACUUUUUGAGUGGUGAUAUUAUCAAUUUAAAAAACUUUAACAAGGGGCCGAAAAAAUGUGACGCGUAAUUUGUUAUGCCCUGUAGAUAAGAAUUUGUUAUCUUGACAUUACAAAAGGCAAAUUAAUUUUUUAUUUUAUAAAUAAAUUUAAAAUGUGUGUGCUUUUCUCGACAUUUAAUCCACGUAGUUCCUGAACAACUGUCAGUGUUUCAGUUCUAUAUUUCAGUUUGCACACAAAGCAGCAACUGAACACAUAACACAAAAUUCCAAUAUUUGUAGGACAGGGCGACCGAGGAUUCCCGCGACUUAAGAACCCCUGAGAACCUCAAGCUCUAGUCUCUAGUCUCAAAAAUGGCUGAGAAGAAAGCCGAGGACCGUCCAAGUCGCAUGGUUGCCCAAAAUCGCCAGCAAGAGCAGAAUAAUGCGCUAUUCGCUCAACUAUUUGCCAGUUUGGAGGGUGAACAUCGGAAGUUGAGGGAGUUGGAGCAGCGACGAUCGAAGCUCAUUGAGGAAAUGAAGAAUCUGAGGGCUCUGCUGUUUGCCGAGAACCAAAAACUUCGCCAGACGGUGGCUCCAGUGCCCGGCAGCAAUUCCAUUUCCAUUCCCGAGAGAUCGUCCACUGUUGUCCCAAGUUUGGCUCCCCAAUCAUCGGUUCGCUUGGAGCGAAAAGCUUCUAGUAAAUCGGUGACAAUUGUGGAACCACCGGCAAAAAGUUUGAACAUCACCGAAAGACCUCGGGCUAGUAGUUCGCAGAGUUUGCAGAAGAAAGGAAAUCGACGAAAUCCCAGGGCUUCUUCAAGCAAAACCAAACGUAGAAAAGCUUUUGAUAUUAUAUCCAAUACCAGGGAGGAUAUGUUGAACGAGAUCGGCGAAUCCGAACUAUCCACCUCGUUGGGCGCCAAUUUGCAGACUCUGGAGCAACAUAGGUCGGAUCUAGAGGAUCGCCAAGAUAUAGACGAGGUUUUGGUCUCCCUGCCGGAACUUUUUACCCUCAUGGAUUCCCGCUUUGCAGACACAAAUUCUGCCAUUUCACCAAAUAAUCCAGUUACCGAUGCAUCUCCCAGUCUUCUAAACUCCGAUCAAGAUCCUAGUUUUUAUCUGCCAAGUGCUGGGUCUUUGUUCGAGGACCUUCUGGAAGCCGAUUCCGCCCGCUUAAUGCUGGAUUUGCCAGAAGUAUCACUGGAAUUACCUUCAGUUGGCAUCGCCGAAUGUUCAGCGAACGUGGCGGAAAUAUCGGAAAGUGAACCGGAAAAUAAAACUGGUUAAGGAACGCCACACUUUUAGGACUUUUUGGAAUUCUUUUAAAACUAUUACUGGAUCUGGCCACACUAUUUCACUAAAUACACAGUUGAAAGCCGAA